AUGGAAGUUCAAAAACGACGAUAUAAUAUACGUUCUCUAAUAAGAUUUUUACAAGGUGUUGUAUUUGCAAUAUUUAUAUUUGCUAUUAUACUUAUGAUUUAUUUAAUAAGCAUUUAUCAUACACGUUUAACACCAUUUGUUAAUUAUGCAAUUGUAUUUGAUGCUGGUAGUUCACAUACAGAAAUGUUUGUUUAUUAUUGGCCAGCUGAUAAAUCUAAUGGUUUAGGUACAACAUCAACAGUCAAUGAACUUUUUGUUUGUCAAUUAGACACAAUAAGAUAUAAGGAUCCAAUAAAAGGCGAAACAACUAAACUUAAAGCUAUAUCUGAUUUUGAAAAAAAUCUUAAUAAAUUAGAAGAUUAUUUUCGACCAUGUUUAACAGAAGCUAUAGAAAGAAUUCCAGCAAAUCGUUACAAAUUUUCACCAAUAUUUCUUGGUGCAACAGCUGGUAUGCGUUUAUUAAAUAAGCGUGAUGUAAAAGCAGGAAGACAAAUAUUGGAAACAAUACGUGAUAUAUUUUCAAGAUCACCAUUUCAAUUUGUUGUUGCUCGACAAGUACGAAUAUUAUCGGGUAUAGAAGAAGCUAUUGAUGGUUGGAUAACAACAAAUGUUUUAUUAGAAAAGAUAACUCAUCGACAUGCACAGAAAAAAAUUCAACCAAAAAACGAACUUGAUGCCGAUAUGAUUGGUGUACUUGAUUUAGGUGGUGCUUCAACUCAAGUUACAUUUACUUAUAAUAAAACUAUUAAUAAUGAACCCGUUCCAGAUAAAUUUUCAGCUAAUAUUUCUUUAUUUGGCAAUACAUAUAAUCCAUAUGCGCAUAGUUAUUUAUGUUGGGGUAAAAAUGAAGGAUUAAAACGUCAUCGAGCUCGUCUUCUCACUGCUGCUAUCGAUACAAAUCCAAAAAUAUUUUCAAGUUCAGCAAGUCCUUCUAUAGAUGAUCCAUGUUUCGUUCCUGGUUUCAAUCAAACGCUACCACUAACUCAAAUUUUUAGUUCACCAUGUACAGUUAAUGAAAAACAAAAGUUGAUUAAUUAUAUCAAUAAAGCACCAUUGACCUUCGUUGGAACAGGAAAUUAUAGUCAAUGUCGUCAACUUCUUAUUAAUUUAUUUGAUACUAAACGUAAUGAUAAAAAAUUUAAUUGUUCAUAUAAACAAGAAUAUUGUACAUUUGAUCAUGCAUUUCAACCGUAUAUACCAUCAAAUAUACGUUUUAUUGGUUUAUCGGGAUAUUAUUAUGUAUUUAAUAGUCUUGCUUUUGGUAUGUCAAAAACUAAAAAUAAGUCACUUGAGCGAUAUGACUUUAAAGAUUUCCCACAAGAAGAAUUUGCUCAACGUCUUAACAGUGUAUGUGAAACUGAAUAUUCAAUACUAUAUGAACAAGAACAAAUGACAAACGUUACUGAAGCAUAUAAACGAAAUUUAUGCUUUGAUGCUACAUAUAUAUGGCUUUUAUUAACAUAUGGUAUUGGUUUUAAAGGUGAUGAUUUAAAACGAUUAAGUGUUGCUCAAAAUUUGCCAUCAGGUAAAGUUGGUUGGACACUUGGAUAUAUGAUAAAUCAAACAAAUUACAUUCCCGCUGAAUAUCGUGAACGAAUAAUAACCAAGAAAAGUUUUGUUGGCUGGUUAAUAAUUCGACAACGUGCACUUGCUCGUACUGUUGAAUCAGCAAAAUAUCUUGGAAGUAGCAAUGUUUUGGCAUUAUCAACAUCUCGACCAAUGUCGACAUCAACAACACAUCAUGCUUCUGCUCAAUCAACACCAGAAGUUUCAUCUAUCCUUGAACAAAAAAUUCUUGGCCAUCAAUCAAAACAAGAUCUCGAAGAAACUGGCCGAGUUUUAACUAUUGGUGAUGGUAUUGCCCGUGUUUAUGGUUUAAAAAAUAUUCAAGCCGAAGAGAUGGUGGAAUUUUCUAGUGGUUUAAAGGGUAUGGCUCUUAACUUGGAACCUGAUAACGUCGGUGUUGUCGUCUUUGGUAACGAUCGAUUGAUUAAAGAAGGUGAUAUAGUCAAACGAACAGGUGCUAUCGUCGAUGUACCAAUUGGUGAUGAAUUACUUGGCCGUGUCGUUGAUGCUCUUGGUAAUCCUAUUGAUGGCAAAGGUCCAUUAAAUACUAAAAAACGAGCUCGUGUUGGUAUUAAAGCACCAGGUAUUAUCCCACGUAUAUCCGUACGUGAACCUAUGCAAACAGGUAUGAAAGCCGUCGAUAGUUUAGUACCAAUUGGUCGUGGUCAACGUGAAUUGAUUAUUGGUGAUCGUCAAACUGGUAAAACCGCUGUUGCUAUUGAUACAAUUAUUAAUCAAAAACGUUUCAAUGAUGCUGGAGAAGAAAAGAAAAAACUCUAUUGUAUUUAUGUUGCUAUUGGACAAAAACGUUCAACUGUUGCCCAACUUGUCAAACGUUUAACUGAUUCUGAUGCUAUGAAAUAUUCAGUUAUUGUUGCUGCUACUGCUUCAGAUGCAGCACCAUUACAAUAUUUAGCACCAUAUUCAGGUUGUGCUAUGGGAGAACAUUUUCGAGAUACAGGUCGACAUGCAUUAAUUAUUUAUGACGAUCUUUCCAAACAAGCUGUUGCUUAUCGUCAAAUGUCACUUUUAUUACGUCGUCCACCAGGUCGAGAAGCUUAUCCAGGUGAUGUCUUUUAUCUUCACAGUCGUUUACUUGAACGUGCUGCUAAAAUGAAUGAUAGUCAUGGUGGUGGUUCAUUGACAGCUUUACCAAUUAUUGAAACACAAGCUGGUGAUGUAUCAGCUUAUAUCCCAACUAAUGUCAUUUCAAUUACAGAUGGUCAAAUCUUUUUAGAAACUGAAUUGUUUUAUAAAGGUAUUCGACCAGCUAUUAACGUAGGUUUGUCAGUAUCACGUGUCGGUAGUGCUGCUCAAACAAAAGCUAUGAAACAAGUUUCAGGUAAAAUGAAACUUGAAUUAGCUCAAUAUCGUGAAGUUGCUGCUUUUGCCCAAUUUGGUUCGGAUCUUGAUGCAGCUACACAAUCAUUACUUAAUCGUGGUGUUCGUCUUACAGAAUUACUUAAACAAGGUCAAUAUGUACCUAUGGCUAUUGAAGAACAAGUAUGUGUUAUCUAUGCUGGUGUUCGUGGUCAUUUAGAUAAACUUGAUCCAUCAAAAAUUACCAAAUUUGAACAAGCUUUCUUACAACAUCUUAAAGGACAACAUAAAGAUAUCCUUGAAUCAGUCCGUUCAAAGAGCGAAAUUACCCCUGAAACAGAUGCUAAACUUAAAGAAAUUGUUCAAAGUUUUGUUGGUUCAUUCAAAGCUUAA
Messenger RNA from Adineta steineri, 3279 nucleotides. Lineage: Eukaryota; Metazoa; Rotifera; Eurotatoria; Adinetida; Adinetidae. The record is from the annotation of a GenBank genome assembly.